AUGCGGGGUGCCUUGGUGAACCAUGUCGACGACAUCUUGCUCGCGGCCCCCAAGGAAGAGAUCAAGGAGCUGCAGAAGAGCCUCUCGGAGAUCUUUCCCAUCUCAGAGUGGGAGAGCGAUACCUUCGAGUAUAUUGGUUCGGACAUCGAGCAGAAUGACAACAGCAUCCACGUGGGACAGAGCAACUACGUCAAGUCGAGGUUGGAGACCGUGGACAUCCCGAAGGGCGUGAAUCCGGAAGAGGUGGCGGACGAGGUGACAAGGCUGGACAACCAGUCCGUGGUUGGAGGAUUGUCCUGGCUGGCAUCACAGACCAGGCCUGACUUGCAGACAGGGGUGUCGAUGGCGCAGAGAAAGCAAACACACCGUCUGAGCGAAGAACGGUGCCGGCACGUCGUCCCGAUCGUGCCGAUCACCGAUUGCAGAUCGCUCUACGAUACAAACGUGAAGGCGGAAGGGCUCCGUCGGAGCGACGGCCGGCGGACCUGGCAGCACUUCGGCAAAUCUUGGAUGCGGUGGGUGCCCACGGACUACCAGGCGGGACGAUGCUCACUAUGA
Molecule: messenger RNA, 558 nt
Organism: Effrenium voratum
Lineage: Eukaryota; Dinophyceae; Suessiales; Symbiodiniaceae
Source: the annotation of a GenBank genome assembly